Molecule: messenger RNA, 1379 nt
Organism: Corylus avellana
Lineage: Eukaryota; Viridiplantae; Streptophyta; Magnoliopsida; Fagales; Betulaceae
Product: zinc finger CCCH domain-containing protein 1
Biological process (GO): snoRNA splicing
Cellular component (GO): U2-type spliceosomal complex
Molecular function (GO): metal ion binding
Source: RefSeq, a predicted model, not a curated record
UUCCUUUUAUUUAUUUUUUGACCUUUUAUUUCUUCCUCCUCUCCCGUUUCUCUCUAUCUCUCUCUCUCGGCGGACAGCAUUGUGAAGCCUCCCUCUCUCUAUCACGGCGGAAGCGUGAUCCGUCGUUCUUUCUCAGCCGGUGAGGGAAUUCCUACCUUAGCCUUUUCUCUUAUUAAAUGGCUGAUUCGAGUGAAAAUCAACAACCUGAACAAGUCUGCAAUUUCUUCAGAAAGCCAUCAAGAAAUAAAAACAUCAGAAAACGAACAGUUGAUGAAGACGAAGAGGAGGAUUCAAAAACUGAAGGCUCAUUCUUACAUAGUCAGAAGAAAACCUUAAAGGCUGACAAUAAGCUGUAUUUUUCUACUGGAUCUUCUAAGAACAAUACGUCUGCUGAAGCAAAAAGAGAAUCUGAAAACACUGUUUUUCAGUUCGAGUCUUCUAAGGAAAUUCAAGUUGAACAUGAUAGCAGAGCAACAGCAACUUUGGAAACAGAGACUGAGUUCUCAAAAGAUAAUCGAGCAUUCCGUGAGAAAGCUCUUAAGCAGGCAGAGGCGGCUUUGAAAGGGAAAGGAAAGAGCUCUGGAGAUGGCAAGUUGUAUAAAGGGAUCCAUGGAUAUACUGAUUACAAGGCGGGGUUCCGAAGAGAGCAAACAAUUUCCAGUGAGAAAGCUGGUGGGGCACAUGGGCCUUUGAGGGCUUCUGCUCACAUUAGAGUUUCGGCAAGAUUUGAUUAUCAGCCAGAUAUAUGUAAGGAUUACAAAGAGACUGGUUACUGUGGGUAUGGAGAUUCAUGUAAGUUUAUGCAUGAUCGGGGGGAUUACAAGUCUGGAUGGCAGAUGGAGAAGGAGUGGGAUGAAGCAGAGAAAGCAAGAAAGAGAAAUCUAGCUUUGGGAAUAGAUGAUGUGGAUGAUGGGGGUGUAGACCCUGGCGACGAAGAUGAUGAUGAUGAUUCGUUGCCCUUUGCAUGUUUCAUUUGUAGGCAGCCUUUUGUUGAUCCUGUAGUAACCAAGUGCAAGCACUAUUUCUGUGAGCAUUGCGCAUUAAAGCAUCAUUCAAAGAACAAGAAAUGCUUUGUUUGCAAUCAGCCCACUCUUGGCAUUUUCAAUACAGCUCAAGAAAUACGCAAAAGGAUGGCUGCGGAGGGUAAAUAAUGGUCUCAGUGGCUCGUCAUGAUCGUUAUUGUGUAGCACUUUUUUUCCUUAGCUCUCUUUUAGUGUUGUUGGAAUUUUUUCUAUUUUUUAUUAGUGAGUUUUGAAAGAGGAAUUUCAAUUGUGUCUCUUGUAUGUAUAUGUGCGAUGCCUUUGGCAAAUUCUCAAUGAAUCGAUUAUUACCUUCAAGAAAUUAAAAAAGGAUCUUGGAUGCUGGUAAGCUGCCUGCCA